Molecule: messenger RNA, 1773 nt
Organism: Exophiala dermatitidis NIH/UT8656
Lineage: Eukaryota; Fungi; Ascomycota; Eurotiomycetes; Chaetothyriales; Herpotrichiellaceae
Product: glucose repression regulatory protein TUP1
Exons: 1
Coding region: 1-1773 (590 amino acids)
Biological process (GO): mRNA splicing, via spliceosome
Cellular component (GO): catalytic step 2 spliceosome
Molecular function (GO): protein binding; mRNA binding
Source: RefSeq, a predicted model, not a curated record
AUGUCUGGACUUUUGGGGGCGGCCUACGAGUCAAGUGAUGAUGAGAGUAGCCCAGCCCAACCCACGCCCGCGUUGGCGAAGCCCGUCAACACGGCGCCAGAUGUCUCUACAGAGGUUCGGGCUACAUCCCUGGAACACCGUGGUGGCAAGACUGACAAGUUUCAGGAUCACACGCAGACGCAGAUAAUGCUGGCAAAUCCCACCAGCACCGCCCUCAGCUAUAAUGUCACCUACGACAAUCUAUCUCGGCCUUCGCAAGGCCCCGCCAACCCGUAUAAACCGGCUUCGGGAAACGUGUUAAAGCGCAAGAAUGUGCUCACUGGAAAUGCCGAAGAGACUGCCAUGUCUGAAGCGACGUUCAAGACGCAACAUCGGACGUUCCAGAGUCUGGGUUACACCAGAGACCCAAGUCUAGAUGGUGGUUUCGUGGGCGACCAAAGUGCUGUUGCAAAAUUUGGGGGAAAAGAUGUCGUUGAGUUGCGGCCAUCGAAACGGGAGAGUGCUGCCAUACGAGCCAAGAGACAAAAGAAGGGCGACAGUAGUAUUGUUGACGGCGAAGGCGCAUACAUGGGCCCUUGGGCGAAAUACCAGACCGACGAUGUGGCUUACGAAGAACUCGAGGCGGCCGCGGAUCAAGAGCUGGCAUCUGAUGAAGAAUGGGUAGAGGAAGGUAUUGCGCCGCCGCCACUGCCUCCACCGCCGAAAGAAGCCACCGCAUACUCCAGCGAUUCCAACACGGCCGAAACGACCGAGUUUCACGGCGAAUCCGAAUUUGAUUACCAGGGCCGGACGUAUAUGCAUGUGCCUCAAGACCUGGACAUUGACCUGCGGAAAGAGCCCGGCUCGGUGCAGAACUUCGUUCCCAAAAAGCUCAUACACGUCUACAAAUACCACACGAAACCGAUCACCUCGUUACGAUUCAUCCCCCGCUCUUCUCAUCUGCUACUGUCGUCUUCGGCGGACGCCAAACUGGCCCUUUGGGAUGCCCACCACGACAGGACCCUCCUACGCACCUUUUCCGGCCACAACAAGGCCAUCACGGACACCGAUUUUCAUCCUACAGGCCGUUCAUUCUUAUCCGCGUCUUACGAUCGCCAAAUGAAGCUAUGGGACACCGAGACCGGCAAAGUCAUCUCCCGCUUCACGACUGGCAAGACGCCACAUACACUCCGGUUCCAUCCGGAGGGCAACGAGUUCAUCGCGGGCAUGAGCGACAAGAAGAUUGUGCAAUUCGACACGCGAAGCGGCGAACUGACUCAAGAGUACGACCACCAUCUCGGACCGAUCAACACUCUGACCUUUGUGGACGAAGGGCGACGGUUCAUCUCCACAUCGGACGACAAGAGUUUGCGCGCGUGGGAGUACGGAAUCCCCGUGCCGAUUAAAUUCGUUGCCGACCCUUCUAUGUACGCACUGGUCCGCGCUGCGCCCCAUCCAUCGGGUAAAUAUGUUGCCUUCCAGAGCGCCGACAACCAGAUCGUCGUCUAUGCCGCCGGAGACAAGUUCCGGCAGAACCGCAAAAAGGGGUUCCGAGGCCACAAUACAAGCGGGUAUGCGAUCGACGUCGCCAUCAGCCCGGACGGCGGGAUUAUUUCCAGUGGCGACACGGGCGGUUUCGUGUGCUUCUGGGAUUGGAAGACGGGCAAAAUGUGGCAUAAAAUCCAGGCCGGCGGCGAGUCAAAAGGCGCCGUUACUUGCGUCGCCUGGCAUCAGCAGGAAACUAGCAAGGUUGCAACUGGUGGCUUGGACGGUGUCAUUAGAUAUUGGGAUUGA